GUGUUUUGUAACACUACCGUUGCUCGCUUCGCUUCACUGUGUUUAACAAACGGAGCCAAUAAAACCCACUCACCGCCCCACUUCCCAUAGUGCGAUCCGUUUAUUUUCCCUUCCUUGUAUAAAUGUCCCUGCGCUUGCUGAGCGCUAAUAAUAAGCUUACUUUGCCUCUUUCCAAACGGCUCCCUCUCGCGUCUGCGCUGAUCUCUCCCUUUCCUCCACUCCAGAUUUCCUCUUUCGCCAUGUCUUAUCGCCCUAACUACCAAGGCAGCCGUCGAGGAGGCGGUCCCAACUCCGGACGCGGGGGCGGACGUCGAGGCGGCGGCGGCGGCGGCCGCGGUGGUCGUGGCGGUGAGCAGCGCUGGUGGGACCCGGUUUGGCGAGCUGAGCGACUCCGUCAAAAGGCAGCCGAGAUGGAAGUUCUUGAUGAGGUUGAAUGGUGGGAUAAGAUGGAUCAAAUGAAAAAAGGAGGGGAGCAAGAGAUGAUCAUUAAACGAAAUUUCAGCCGUUCCGACCAGCAAGUUCUUUCUGAUAUGGCUUACCAAUUAGGUCUUUACUUCCAUGCAUAUAAUAAAGGGAAGGCUCUUGUGGUUAGUAAAGUUCCAUUGCCAAAUUAUCGGGCAGAUCUUGAUGAACGUCAUGGAUCUACACAGCAAGAGAUUCGCAUGUCUACUGAAACCGAGAGGCGAGUUGGAAAUCUUUUGGAUAGCUCAAGGGACACAAGAUCUGCUGAUGAUUCUGGUGUGGCAUCCAAUAGGGAAGCCACAAAACAAUUACCUGAUGUAAAAAUAACUGAUUCAGUUUCUACUACUGAAGAGGAUUCUGCCAAGGAAAAACUCAGUGCUGAACUCAAUAAAAAGCAGGAAACAUUGAAGGCAAGUAAUAGUGUGAAGGUGAUGCAGUCUUUUAGAGAAAAACUACCUGCAUUCAAAGUGAAAGCUGAGUUUCUGAAAGCUGUUAAUGAAAAUCAGGUUCUAGUGGUUUCAGGAGAAACGGGCUGUGGUAAAACAACACAGCUUCCUCAAUUUAUUUUAGAAGAGGAGAUAUCAUCUUUACGCGGGGCUGAUUGUAACAUAAUAUGUACUCAGCCACGUCGUAUUUCAGCCAUAUCUGUCGCAGCUAGAAUAUCCUCAGAAAGGGGAGAGAGUCUUGGUGAAACAGUUGGUUAUCAGAUUCGCCUAGACUCAAAGUGCUCUGCUCAAACACGACUCUUGUUUUGCACAACUGGAGUGUUACUCAGACAGUUGGUUCAGGACCCAGAUUUAAAUGGUGUGAGCCAUUUGCUAGUGGAUGAAAUUCAUGAAAGAGGCAUGAAUGAGGACUUUCUGUUAAUAAUUUUGCGUGACCUUCUUCCUCGGCGUCCGGACUUGCAUCUUAUCUUGAUGAGCGCAACCAUCAAUGCUGAUUUGUUCUCCAAAUAUUUCGGAAAUGCACCAACUAUUCACAUACUGGGGUUGACUUUUCCAGUGGCAGAGUUAUUUCUAGAGGAUGUGCUGCAGAAAACUCGAUAUAAUAUUAAAUCAGAGUUUGACAACUUUCAAGGCAAUUCACGAAGAAGAAGGAAAGAGCUGGAUUUGAAGAAAGAUGAUUUAACUGUACUGUUUGAGGAUGUCAACAUUGAGUCUCAUUAUAAGAAUUACAGUGCAUCUACGAGACAUUCACUUGAAGCAUGGUCGGGUUCACAGAUUGAUUUGGGUCUGGUGGAGGCCACAAUUGAACAUAUUUGCCGCCAUGAAGGUGAUGGAGCAAUUCUUGUAUUCCUCACAGGCUGGGAUGACAUUUCUAAGCUCCUUGACAAGAUCAAAGUGAACAGUUUUCUUGGGAAUCUUAGCAAGUUUCUGGUUCUUCCUCUACAUGGUUCGAUGCCUGCCAUUAAUCAAUGCGAAAUAUUUGACCACCCUCCCCCUAACAAGCGAAAAAUUGUUCUGGCGACAAAUAUUGCUGAAAGUAGCAUCACCAUAGAUGAUGUUGUGUAUGUUGUAGACUGUGGAAAGGCAAAGGAAACAAGUUAUGAUGCUCUUAACAAGCUGGCAUGUCUGUUACCAUCAUGGAUUUCAAAGGCUUCAGCACAUCAGAGACGGGGUCGUGCUGGCCGUGUGCAACCUGGAGUUUGCUAUAGACUGUAUCCAAAACUAAUCCAUGAUGCAAUGCUUGAGUAUCAAUUACCUGAAAUUCUUCGAACACCUUUGCAAGAGCUAUCCCUUCAUAUCAAAAGGUUGCAACUUGGAACCGUGGGAUCAUUUUUGGCAAAGGCACUUCAGCCGCCAGAUCCUCUUUCUGUUCAAAAUGCGAUUGAGCUUCUUAAAACAAUUGGAGCUUUGAAUGAUGCAGAGGAGCUUACUCCGCUUGCUGCUCUUGCACAUCGUGACCCUUUUGUCCUUCCAAUAAAUAGGAAAGAGGAAGCUGAUGCAGCAAAAAGAUCCUUUGCUGGUGAUUCUUGCAGUGACCAUAUAGCACUUCUUAAAGCUUUUGAAGGAUAUAAAGAUGCAAAACGUAAUGGAAGAGAGAGAGCAUUUUGUUGGGAAAAUUUUUUAUCGCCAGUGACCUUGCAGAUGAUGGAGGAUAUGAGAAAUCAGUUUAUUGACCUGUUAUCAGACAUAGGCUUUGUAGACAAAUCACGGGGUGCUAGUGCUUACAACCGGUACAGCCAUGAUCUGGAGAUGGUAUGUGCCAUCCUUUGUGCUGGGCUUUACCCAAAUGUUGUGCAAUGCAAAAGAAAGGGAAAGCGUACAGCAUUCUAUACUAAAGAAGUUGGAAAAGUUGACAUUCAUCCUGCAUCUGUUAAUGCAGGGGUUCAUCACUUCCCUCUGCCUUACAUGGUUUACAGUGAAAAGGUUAAAACAACCAGCAUAUUUAUCCGAGACUCAACAAACAUAUCUGAUUAUGCUUUGCUUCUGUUUGGUGGUAAUUUUAUUCCUAGCAAAACAGGAGAGGGUAUUGAGAUGCUUGGAGGGUACCUUCAUUUUUCUGCAUCAAAGAGUGUAUUAGACUUGAUACGGAAACUGCGUGGUGAACUUGACAAGCUUUUGAACAGAAAGGUUGAAGAACCAGGAUUUGACAUUCCUGCAGAAGGAAAGGGAGUGGUGUCUGCUGUGGUUGAAUUAUUGCACAGUCAAAAUGUUCGGUACUGAAUUCAUACUUUUUUGUCUUUCUCUAACAUUCUUCAUAGUAGGACGCACUUCUGCUAUUCUUUUUAUGUCAUAAUAUAGCAACAUAUAACUUAUUAGGACUGGUACUGUAAUCUAAUGUAUUCAAUAUUCCUGUACACAUUGUUGAAAGCGUUUUUUAUAGCAAUAUGGAGAAGAAAAAAAGGGGGAAGGGGUGGGGGAAGGAGGACAUGGUCCUAGGUUAUUUUUUACUUAUCCUUCUGUCCGCCUUUCCAAAAUCAGGCGUCUCCUGUUUCAAUGGAAAAUACAGUAAGGCAGCUCUUCCGAUGAUAUCUUCCUGUUGAAUUCUAAUGGUAUACAAUAGUUGGCUAGUUGCCAUUGCAAUUUAUAGUUACCAAGUGGAUAUACGUUUGCCCCCAAACUCCUUUAGCUUUCAAGCUAAGAAAAUCUUUAAUGGACAUUCUGAUGGCUACUUGUGGAUUUAAAAUUCCUGGACACUUUCAGCUCUCACCCUAAAGACAGUUUUUGAUCUACAAUUGGAUUGGAAACUUCUCUUAGCUUUGUUUAACUGUGGAAUGCUCCCAUUAUCUUGCCUAAUUAGAAGGACAAUAUGAACAAAAUGGUCAGUUAGUAUUCAGUAACAGAAGUGUGAACAAAUUUAUACAAGAAAGAAAACAAGUGUAUUAUGUUAUAGUUCAGUUUACUGACGUUAGGGGAGAAUCGACAUUAAGUCUUUAAGGCUUCAAUUUGUAACAGAAGAUGAUCAUCUUCGUCUGAAGUGUCCGUUUGUAACGCGGAAUGAUCGUCCACAUCCUCCGAAGAGUCGAUUUGUGUUUCGGACAAGGGGGCUGGACUGGAGUAGCUGGAUGAACAUGCAUAUAAGUCGGAAGCUUUGAUAAUAUUGCUUCAGGCUGAAAAAGUUUGAUUACUUCUCCUAAAUUUGUCCUUUCCUUGCUAGAAAGACGUGUACACACCAUAAUCCGACCACCAAACAACGCUCCAUUUGAUAGUGAUCAAAAUUUCCUUGCAAUCUGCUAUUGGCUGCAUCAGCAAGGUGAAGCUGGCAGAUCCAAUUAUGAAUUGCACCAGAUUAAUGAGGAUCUGGUUUUCUACCGGACAAAAUUUCCGAGGCAACGAUUCCAAAGCUGUACAUGUCUGCUUCUUCACUGGCAUUGGGUUCCUCCAGAUAUUCUGGUGCUUUGUAGCCAGGUGUUCCUGUACCUUUAGAUGUCUGACUCGUCCUCAAGCUCGUGAGAU
This is a messenger RNA of Durio zibethinus, 4361 nucleotides long. Lineage: Eukaryota; Viridiplantae; Streptophyta; Magnoliopsida; Malvales; Malvaceae. The record is from RefSeq and is a predicted model, not a curated record.